This is a messenger RNA of Hypanus sabinus (Atlantic stingray), 2709 nucleotides long. RefSeq names its product arfaptin-2-like. Gene Ontology annotation, molecular function: protein domain specific binding; phospholipid binding. The record is from RefSeq and is a predicted model, not a curated record. Bases 197 to 1438 code for a protein of 413 amino acids. The transcript is spliced from 11 exons. Gene Ontology annotation, biological process: regulation of Arp2/3 complex-mediated actin nucleation; intracellular protein transport. Gene Ontology annotation, cellular component: trans-Golgi network membrane. Lineage: Eukaryota; Metazoa; Chordata; Chondrichthyes; Myliobatiformes; Dasyatidae.
GCGGCGGCCCCGGUGCAGCUCGGGGUGUCGGACCGCAGCGGAGGGAGGAGGCGGCUGGCGACCUGCUUUUUGUCUUCCUUUGCAUGGCACCAGCCAUCCAUCAGGCAGUCCAUCACCUGCUCCCGCCUUGCUGUCUCAGCAAGAAUCCUCACAAGCAGGCAAAGAAAGUGUGUUUGGAGCAAAGCAGACAUAAACAAUGAGCGACGGGAUCAUGGGGAAAGCUGCCACGAUGGAGAUCACUAUACACAGCAACGGUGACAGUGCCCAGCUGCCAGAGGAUGACAGCCUGGAACAGGACCUCCAGCAGGUGAUGGUUUCUGGACCAAAUCUCAAUGAGACCAGUAUCGUUUCUGGAGGUUAUGGAGGGACAGCAGAGGGAAUCAUCGCCAGCGGCACUAUCAAAGCCAAGCUAGAGGCAGUAGAUCUUCCGUGGAAGCAAAGGGCAGUGGGAAGUCCCAAGGACGGAAAAUCCUUUUUCAAUCUGUUGCCGAAAGUCAGGAUUUGCAAACCUAGUGCUCCUGUGAAAACCCCUGCACCCUGCAGCCUCCUGAUCUCCCCCAGCAGGUCAGCGGCCAGCCGGAUAGCCAAUCAGGGCUGCUCAUCACCAGGGUCCAGUAAUGUUCACCAGACCCAGAGCCACUCGGUGACAGCGAGCAGCGAGCCCGCCCGUGGCAUCGCUGUGGAAAAGUUUGACGUUGUGAAAAAGUGGGGGAUUAACACCUACAAGUGCACCAAACAGCUGAUCUCGGAGCGUUUCGGACGGGGCUCUCGCACUGUCGACCUGGAGCUGGAAGCACAGAUUGAGGUGCUCAGGGACACCAAGCGCAAGUAUGAGAAUGUGCUGCGUCUGUCGCGUGCCCUCACCACUCACUUUUACAGCCUUGUGCAGACCCAGCGAGCCCUGGGAGAGGCUUUUUCUGACCUCAGCCAGAAAUCCCCGGAACUGCAGGAGGAGUUUGGAUACAACGCUGAGACUCAGAAACUACUCUGCAAGAAUGGGGAGACACUACUUGGUGCUGUCAAUUUCUUUGUGUCCAGUAUCAACACCCUUGUCAACAAAACCAUGGAGGAUACUCUGCUCACAAUCAAACUCUUCGAGAAUGCCAGGCUGGAAUAUGAUGCUUACCGCACAGACCUGGAGGAGCUGAACCUGGGUCCUCGGGACCCCGUCACACUACCAAAGAUCGACCUGGCGCAGCAGCUGUACGCGGUGCACAAGGAGAAGUAUGAGCGGUUACGCAGUGACGUCACUAUCAAGCUGAAAUUCCUGGAGGAGAACAAGGUGAAAGUAAUGCAUAAACAACUUCUCCUCUUCCACAACGCCAUCUCUGCCUACUUUGCGGGCAACCAGCAGCAGUUGGAGCAGACGCUGAAGCAGUUUAACGUGAAGCUGAAAGCGCCGAGCUCAGAGAAGCCAUCCUGGCUGGAGGAGCAGUGAAGGUUCAGCGAUAGGCAAGUGCGAUGUUCCAGCAUUAGUGGCAGCACCAAACACAGACAGCUGCAUUAAAGAGACCAACACAAACACCUGUCCAAGGCUUGUCUGUUUGAUCCAACUCAAACAUGUUAGAAAUUUAGGGAAAUUUCCUCGUUGCUUCAAGUUGAAUCAUUUCCGAUUUCAUGCCUUCAUAAUCUUCCUACAAAAUAUAACACUAUGGAGCAAUGGGAGAGUGUGUGACCCCCUCCCAACAAAGCCCUGGUUUGUACAUAAACUGACUCAAGAGGCAGCCCUCUCUUGCCACUCCCCAGCCUCUCGGCCUUGUGCUAUUGUACCAGGCAGGGUAGGUAUCUCCCUCCUGGCACCCCCUUCCCCACCAACCUCUUAGCCUUGCGCUGUUGUUGUAUCUGUCAGGGCAGGCAUCUCUCUCCUGCACCCCCACCCCCCAACCUCUUAGCCUUGUGCUAUUGUUGUAUCUGUCAGGGCAGGCAUCUUUCUCUUGCACCCCCACCCCCCAACCUCUCGGCCUUGUGCUGUUGUUGUACCAGGCAGGGUAGGCAUCUUUCUCCUGCAACCCCCCCACCGGGCCUUGGGGCUGUUGUACCUGGCAGUGGUGACGGUUCUCUCCUGACACCCCCUCUUUCACCACCCCUAAUCUCUUAGCCUUGGGGCUGUCGUCAUACCUGGGAAUUGGGCAGUUUCAGUGGGAGCUGACUUGUGGUGAUGGGGUUCGCUGGUCACAACCACUGUGGGCAGUCAGUCGGAUCUGGUACAUUUUAGUGCCGAGCUGCCCCAUUGCAGGGGUGCAGGGUGGGGAGGGUUUGGCUAGGCAUAGACCGCCUCAGGUGGAUAUACACCUGGAGCUGACACAGACCAGCAGAUGGGUGAUUUCCGCCGCUGUGUGCUAAGACUAAGGGGAGUUAUGAUCCACUGGUAACGGGAUCCCUGGUUUUGGAAUUGUUAGCAGGGUGUGGGUUCUGUGUGUAUUAAAAAUUAUCUAUAACUACAUUUUCUGUACUGCGCUGUUUGUGAUUAUUUAAAUUUAUUAAUAUAUAAAGAAACACAUUCUGGUAUAGAGUGGAUUUACUGGAAGUUGGUCCAUUGAGGGUUUGUGGGGGUUGGAGACAACUUGCCUCGCACACAGUGGUCCCGUCCUAUCAGUGGACUAUUACAUAUUUCCAGAAUUUUGUUUUAUAAUCUCAUUAUCAAGUGGGGCAUUUUUUUAAAGUUUCACUUCCAUCACAAUUGGAGGGAUUAAACUGUGAGUUGCUCAA